GCCAAACGUCAGUGUCAACUGUCACUGUCACUGUCAGAUCAGAGGAUUUAGGACUAAGACAUGGCGAAUAUGAGUGGAUGGAUCCUAAAUCCGAGGCUGAAGUAGUAAACAUCACUUAUGUAGAUAAGGAUGGCAAAAAGACAAAAGUACGAGGAAAAAUUGGAGAUAAUGUCUUGUAUCUGGCGCACAGAUAUGGCAUUGAAAUGGAAGGAGCGUGUGAGGCAUCACUAGCGUGUACAACAUGUCAUGUGUAUGUCAACCACGACUUUGUGGACAAACUACCCCCCUCUGAGGAGAAAGAAGAUGAUCUACUGGACAUGGCUCCGUUCUUGAAAGAGAACUCUAGAUUAGGUUGUCAAAUAGUCUUGACGAAAGAGUUGGAAGGCAUCGAAUUACAGUUACCAAAGGCAACAAGAAACUUUUAUGUGGAUGGCCACAAACCAGCACCGCAUUAGUUCAGAAAAACAUCACAAUACAACAUAGUUUUAUUACUUACUUCUUUGCAAUAUAAUAACUUUAAGACAAAAACUUGGCAAUGUUAUGAUCAAAUAAGCUAUUAAACGAACUUAGUCGUUCUUCCGAGGAUCAACAAACCAAAUGGCAGCACAAAUCUAGCAAACUCAAAAACGUUCUUGUUUACUUUUCACAUAUAACGCCAUCUAGAGUUGAAAUGUCACAACUAUUCGUCCUAUGCCGACCUCGCGUUUCUUGCAGUCCACACUAGAUGGCGUAUCGCAAUAUGUAUAUUAAAUUUUAAACAUUAUUGUACAAACUUGUAUCAAACUGAACAACUUCUGAGUUUUAUUCUUGUAGUUAAGUAUAUAGAAUACGGCAGUUUUUCAUAUUUUGUUAAGUUAUUGUAUAAACAAUAUUAACAUAGUGUAGGUUUAUUAUUUCCUAUUAGUUACCUAAGAGGUACUUUGGGGAAAAAUGAGUUAGGUAUAGCAGCAUUAACCAACAAUAAAAUUCUUGUUCUCAA
Molecule: messenger RNA, 979 nt
Organism: Plutella xylostella (diamondback moth)
Lineage: Eukaryota; Metazoa; Arthropoda; Insecta; Lepidoptera; Plutellidae
Source: RefSeq, a predicted model, not a curated record